AUGGAUUCGAGAAGAGCGCACGACGAUAUGGAGGAGGGCUUCGUAGAUUACCGCUCUGAGAGUCACGCUCCGCCGAGUUAUGCUUCGACUCGACUUCGGCCACCCCCUUAUAAGCCAUCAUACGAGACCUCACUCUCAUCUCAUCCGGUCCUCGCCGCGCCUCCGGAUUCAAGUUCCAACUCAAAUACAACUCAAGACUUGAGCUUAAGCCCAGAUGCAUCACCAAGACGAAAUGAACCUCCGCCAUCUCCUCUAAAUCUCCCGCCAACGGCUGAAAGCUAUAUCACAUCCCCUCCACCAAGCUAUCAUCCGUUAUCCUCACAUCGCUCAAUAACAUCAUCCCCGCCAUCUCCUAAUCACCCUCCACCCUCAUACACAGCCCGCCAACAAGCACCCACAUCCCCAAUCCCAAUAUCGCCAUUAUCACCACUUGCGCCCACGCGCUCAUACUCCUCCUCCUCCUUAUACACCAACCUCUCCCGGAAAACCCAAGGAUCGACGAGUAGCCGCCCACGUAAACACUCAAGGGACUCCUUCUGGUGCGGCUCGUGUUUCUGGACAGCUCCAGCUGAACCAGGCUUUGAUUGUUCGAGCGACGAUGAAGGUGUGAGGGCGAGGGACAGGGAGCGCGAAGGAUGGGACCAGGGGUGGAGUAGUUGGAAUAAUCAGUAUGCGUUCUAUAUCCUGUAA
Messenger RNA from Venustampulla echinocandica, 690 nucleotides. RefSeq lists its product as uncharacterized. Lineage: Eukaryota; Fungi; Ascomycota; Leotiomycetes; Helotiales; Pleuroascaceae. Bases 1 to 690 code for a protein of 229 amino acids. The record is from RefSeq and is a predicted model, not a curated record. The transcript has a single exon.